This is a messenger RNA of Dicentrarchus labrax (European seabass), 3138 nucleotides long. RefSeq names its product toll-like receptor 2 type-2. Bases 34 to 2493 code for a protein of 819 amino acids. The record is from RefSeq and is a predicted model, not a curated record. Gene Ontology annotation, cellular component: membrane. NCBI's taxonomy places the organism in Eukaryota, Metazoa, Chordata, Actinopteri, Moronidae. Gene Ontology annotation, biological process: toll-like receptor signaling pathway; inflammatory response; immune response. Gene Ontology annotation, molecular function: transmembrane signaling receptor activity; triacyl lipopeptide binding; protein binding. The transcript is spliced from 11 exons.
GCUUCCAUCACCUCCAGAUCCCCCCCCUACAAUAUGGAGCAGCAGACCAACCUUUACUUCACCUUACCCUUGCUCCUCCUCCUCCACUCUCUCUGCUGGUCUCAGAGGUCAAACCCAGAUGAUGAGAGGUCCUCGUGCGAUCGCUGUGACCUGCGGCUGUCCUGUAACUGCUCGUAUGAUGGAUUUACCCGUGUUCCUGUGGUAACAGACCGUGCCCUGACUCUUGAUCUCUCCUUCAACAACAUCACCAUGGUGACCGUUGAUGAUCUGACAGGCCACAGACAACUGAGGGCUCUGAGUCUCCAUGGUAACAGGCUAGCUGUAAUCCACCUGUCAGCAUUUGACUCUCUGUGGAGCCUGGAGGAGCUGGAUCUGUCAGACAAUCAGCUGACUGCUCUUAACCACAAAUGGUUCAGCAAGCUGGGAGCUCUGCAGAAGCUCAACCUGCUCAACAACCCAUACAGCUGCCUGGGUUCUCCUCCGGUGUUUCAGGGGCUGGCCAGGCUGAGGACACUGGCAUUUGGAGGUCCUGCUCUGGAGGAGCUAAAGAUAGGAGAUCUGUCUGGUGUCACUCAGCUGGAGGAGCUCACUGUGCACGCCAACAACCUGACGAGAUACGAGUCUGGUGCUCUAGCAGACAUUUGGCCGCUGGGUCGUGUCACUUUGAGCCUCCACAAUCCAUUUUUAACAAAUGUACCCUUAGCCUCAGAUGUGCUCAGUGACGUGUCAUACCCUGAGACGCCACUCAUUUUGGAGGACCUCCAUUUGAUUGGGAAAGAGACUGUUCAGCCCCUCUACGCAUCAGCCAGAAGGAGAGUCAGGUACAUCACCCUGCGCAACGUUUUUGUGUCCGAUGAGGCCAUCGUUAAUUUCCUGGUGGUGUUUAAUGGAGUGCCGCUCACCUGCUUUUCGGUGGACAGUGUCACGCUGACGGGCGAGGGCAGGUGGACGCCAGCCAAUUGGACCUAUCAUAAAAGCUUCGACGAGUUCUUCAUUCGAAACAUUGUCGUUCUGGAUGUCUUUCACUUUGUCUCAUUUCUUAACCUGGGAUUUCUCCUGCAAUAUCCUAGGAAGGUGUCCCUUAUUAAUGGCAAGGCGUAUGUGAUGCCCUGUCAAACGUCUGGCCUGCUAAAGAACCUUCAGUACCUGGACCUGUCCGACAAUCUGCUAACUGACAUGACUCUGAAGGAGACACUGUGCGGAGGACACAGCCCACUUACAGACCUCCGAGUUUUAAACAUCAGCGGAAAUGCUCUGAAGUCUUUGUCCAUGGUGAGAUGGCUGGUAGUGAAACUUUCCAAACUGACCCACCUGGACCUUAGCAGGAACGGAUAUAGCUCCAUGCCCUUGUCCUGCUCAUGGCCCCACACUCUGCGAUACCUCAACAUCUCCAGGGCUAAACUUACAGCCAUCACGCCCUGCCUACCCACAACUCUUGAGGUGUUGGAUCUGAGCAACAAUGAUCUCAAAAACUUCUAUCUGGUCCUGCCUGCCCUGAGAGAGCUUUACCUCUCUGGGAACAAGUUUCUGAGUCUGCCGAGUGGAGAGUUGUUCCCUAAUCUGCAAACACUGAAAAUACAGUCGAACACCUUGAACAUGUUCAACCGGUCAGACCUCCAGUUGUACAGACGACUCCAGAACCUCCAGGCGGGUCAGAACAAAUUUGUCUGCUCCUGUGACUUUGUUCCUUUCCUCCAGUCAGUCAUUAAAGGACAUGGAGACGUGUAUUUAACAGAUGAAGAGGAGAGCUAUGUCUGUGACUCUCCCCUCUACCUGCAGGGGGAACCAGUAGGCCAAGUCCGUCUCUCCGUUGUGGAGUGCCACCGUGUUUUGUUUGUGUCUGUGAGCUGUGGGGUGGCGCUGUUUGUUGCCAUUCUGGUGUGUAUACUGCUGUGGCGCCUCCAUGCGUUCUGGUACCUGAAGAUGACGUGGGCAUGGCUAAAGGCCAAGCGUAGCUCCCGGCGACACAGAGGCAGAGGAGAUUCAGAGGCGUUGCUGUCCUUUGACGCCUUCGUCUCCUACAGUGAGAGAGACGCUAGCUGGGUGGAAAACUUCUUGGUACCUGAGCUGGAAGAGCCAAGGGAGACUGAUGAAGACUUAGUGAAUCACAGAAGACCCCGGCCUCUGACCCUGUGCCUACACAAGCGGGAUUUCCUUCCUGGACAGUGGAUUGUGGACAACAUCAUGAGCGCCAUGGAGCGCAGCCGGCGGACCGUGUUCGUCCUUUCUGAGAAUUUUGUCCAGUCCGACUGGUGUCGCUAUGAGCUGGACUUCUCUCACUUCUGGCUAUUUGAUGGACAUGCCGGCAGGGACGCAGCCAUCUUGAUCCUGCUGGAACCGUUGUCCAAGGACGACAUCCCUAAACGCUUCUACAAACUGCGCAAACUCAUGGGCUCCACCACCUACCUAGAGUGGCCUCAGGAGGAGGAGAGGACUGGGGAGUUCUGGAGGAGCCUCCGCAAUGCUUUGAGGGGAGAAGAGGAUGAUGACUGAGAGGGAAAGACAGAAGUGACGAAGAGAAAGAAGAAAAUGAAGAACAAAGGCAGUGAACAGGAAAGAAGAGGGAAGAAGAGGAAAUUAAGGAGUAUGAGCACUUCAAAAUUAAGAUAAGGUGUAAAGACUGAAGAGGCAGGAAGUAAACUAUGUAGAUACCAGUCUGUAAGAUUUAGUGCCAUCUAGUGGUGGAACCACUGGAAAUACAUUACCAAUAUUUGUAAAACUGCACAUAUUAAAGUUAACUCAAAACAGUUAUUUAUUUAACAAUUAAUUUUUAAGUUAGGGUUAAUUCAAGGGAAAUCAUUUUUUGGAGGAUUAAAUUAAGUUAGCUUACUUCUUUUAUUAAGAUAUGUUUUUAGGAUAUGUAGAACAGGACCCACUCCUUCUGUAGAAAAACGUCUCAUUCUAAGGUAACAAAAACAAAAUGAUUCUUAUUUUCAGGUGAUUAAACAAACUAAUAAAUUAAACUAAUGACUGUUGUAUCCCAUUUUUGACAGAAGAUCCACCUAAAUGUUACAAACUUAAAUAAUGACCAAUAAUGGAAAAAGGCACAAAAGAAUAUUGUUUGUAUAAAUGGCAUUAUAUUGUCUCUUUUUUAUAGAAAUAAAUGCAAAAUAAAUGACAAUUUGUCAAUAAAAAGUG